Pseudoliparis swirei is the source of this 2159-nucleotide messenger RNA. RefSeq names its product F-box protein 25 (gene fbxo25). Lineage: Eukaryota; Metazoa; Chordata; Actinopteri; Perciformes; Liparidae. Gene Ontology annotation, cellular component: cytoplasm; nucleus; SCF ubiquitin ligase complex. Gene Ontology annotation, molecular function: protein binding. The record is from RefSeq and is a predicted model, not a curated record. Gene Ontology annotation, biological process: protein ubiquitination. The transcript has 11 exons. Bases 297 to 1382 code for a protein of 361 amino acids.
UUCCUUCAGCGCAGCGUCAUAGUGACGACCUAUUAUUUUGAACUUUCGUUUUCGCGACUCUUACUUUACACGGCUCUGGGCUCUGAACAACAAUAUUAUCAAACGUUUCGUCGAAUCAGAAAGCAGGGGGGCGUAGACGAAUGGCAGUCAACGACGCGCACUGUAUGUACUUCCGUCAAUAUCGCAGUAAAAGAGACAAGAAGCAGAAACAGGAACUAACGACACAACGAACGAGUCGCUAAAGAGCACACAUAAGGUGGUAUAGGUUGCAGCAAAACUUCUCUGCCCCAAGCUAAAUGCCUUUCUUGGGCAAGGACUGGAGGUCUCCAGGAUGGAGCUGGACAAAGACAGAGCAUGGCUGGAAGAGGAUGUUCCUCUAUGGACACGAGUUGGAAGAUAACAGAGAAAUAGACUUGAAAGGGCUCUGCAAUGACAAUCUGUUCGUUGGAGAUGUGUGUGAACUUGCCACGACGAAGAGGAAAAAGGACCUCCUCAACAAUAACACCAAGUCUCAGUUUAUGUUCGUGGAUAAAUGGAUCUACGUGCAUAACAGGAGCACGAAAGAACGACAUGUGUACUCCACGCUUGGUGAAGCACUCAACCGUCUAGACUUUUCCAGUGCGAUUCAGGACCUGAGAAGAUUCAACUACGUUGCAAAACUUUUCCAGCUAAUAGCCAGGACUCAGCUGACCUGUUUAGGUGGAGCUGCACAGAAAAACUAUUUCAACAUUCUGGAGAAGAUUGUACGAAAGGUUCUAGAUGACCACUACAACCCGCGCCUUGUCAAGGAUUUGCUGCAGGACCUGAGCUCGACGCUGCACAAUCUGACUAUCCAUGUUGGCAGGUGUGUCCUCGUGGGCAACGUUAACAUCUGGUUGUGCAGACUGGAGACCAUUCACAAAUGGAGGAAGCAGGUCAACAACCUGCAGAUCCCCGAGCAAAUUUGUAAUGGCAUGACAUUCGACGACUUGCCGAUACACAUGCAGAGCAAGAUCCUUUGUGAGUUAUCUGAUGCCUAUGACAUCAUUAACGUCGGGCAGGCCAUGCCUACUAUGCACGGCCUCAGUGAGGACAGGAUACUUUGGAAGAAACUCUGCCACUUUCACUUCUCAGACAAGCAGUUUGGUAGGAACUUGGUCCUAUCCAACAGUGAGAAAGUGGACUGGAAGCUGAUGUACUUCACCCUGAAAAAACAUUAUCCAAUGAAGGAGCAGUACGGCGACACCUUGCACUUCUGCAAAAACUGUAGCAUCCUCUUCUGGAAGGAUUGCCACUUGGCUUUGUUAUUCAAGGACUGUGGCCAUCCAUGCACUGCCAAUGAUCCAGACAGCUGCCUCGUGCCCAUUUCUCCACAGCACUUCAUCGACCUCUUCAAGUUCUAAACUCAUCCCAUGGUCAUCGAGCAAACCGCCAUUACCCUCACUCCCAAAACAAGAGUGUGUGUGUGAGAACUCAAGGUCGUUUAUCCAAAUACAAAGAGCUUCAACUGAGAGAGAUGACUUUUUUUAAUGUCUUCAUUUCCUUACGCACAAGUGUUUCCAUAAGAAAAGGAAAGGUUUGUCGAUUUUAAGAAAGUUGCUCAUGGUUGUAAUACAUAGAACCUUUUUCCUUCUCCUGCACAAAUAUUUGUCUUUUCAGAGAGAAGAAAUGAGCUAUUCAUGAGAGGAAAGGCACAAAUAAUAUUUAAAUGUAAUAUGUGAAAGGAUUUAUACGUCUACGGUAUUGUAGCAUGUGUACGGUAAGUGGUCAUAGGUAAUGUCUAAGAUUUAGUUGUUGUUGUUUUUUUAUGGAAAAAGGGAGGGAUAUUAACUUGUGUUAAUAGUUUAUUUAAUGGGGUUAACUAUUCUGUUCGGUUGUGAUAUUUAAAUAGUAUGGUGGUAUAACUGAAUGCAUGUCAUGUGUGAUUCUCUGUUUACAUACUGUAUGUUGUCCUUUGGGAAUUUGUGCUGUGCUCUGUGUACAUUAGCGUCAACACUAAAGAAAAUUAUGAAAAACAUAAUAGAUUUUUGCGAUCUACUGUGGUUAAAAUUGUCAACCAUUUUUGUAUCUUUCCUCCAACUUUUGUAAUAUUCCGAUGCCGUCCCAACACUCCUGGUGGAGCCAUCAUGAUUUGUAUGGGACAUGCACUAGCUUUAAAUAAUUAAAUGUUUCUAAAAGCC